AUGUCUACCUUAUCACUGAAUUGGAAGAAAUUGAGCAAGCGAUUGGCUAAAGACAAGCCAUUAGACGAAGGUAAGAAUGAGUCAAAGAUAUCUGUCAAAUCAGUACCAUCAAAGCAUGCGAAGACAUUGAAGAACACUGUGUCUAUCCCAACAGUGCCGAAUACGCCUGAGACAGUACUUAUGGGCCCAUUAGAAGCUUCGUUGUGGAUGAACGAAAAUGAUAUCCUUGAGUCCAACAUAAUACGUGAAAGAACUAAAGUGCCACAUACUACAGGGAAUAGUCGUAAAACCGAACCAGGUAAAUACUUAGCAAUCGACUGUGAAUUUGUGGGCGUUGGAGAAGAUGGAAGGGAAUCAGCCUUAGCCAGGGUAUCUGUGGUCAAUUUUUAUGGCCAGGUAAUCUACGAUAAAUUUGUGAAACCAAAGGAGAAAGUUACGGAUUGGAGAACAUGGAUCAGUGGUGUUACCCCCAAAGAUCUAAUUGGUGCCGUCUCAUUCCAGGAAGCUCAAGAAGAAGUAUCAAACUUGCUCCUCAAUAAAAUAUUGGUGGGGCAUGCGGUUAACAAUGACUUAGAGGCAUUAUUCCUAUCCCAUCCCAAACUCCUGAUCAGGGAUACCUCACAGUUUCCAGGAUUUAAGGAAAUUUCUCAAGGAAAACAACCGGCUUUGAAGAAAUUGACAUCACACUUCUUAAAUAUUGCCAUUCAACAAGGAUCUCACUCCUCGGUUGAUGACGCAAGAGCCACCAUGUUAUUAUUCAGGUUGAAGAGGAAAGAGAUAGAAAACCAACCCCGCCUCAAGCAUCAUGUGAAAAAGUAA
This is a messenger RNA of Suhomyces tanzawaensis NRRL Y-17324, 819 nucleotides long. RefSeq names its product putative 3'-5' exonuclease. Gene Ontology annotation, molecular function: 3'-5' exonuclease activity; nucleic acid binding. Gene Ontology annotation, biological process: ribosomal large subunit assembly; rRNA processing. The transcript has 2 exons. Lineage: Eukaryota; Fungi; Ascomycota; Pichiomycetes; Serinales; Debaryomycetaceae. Gene Ontology annotation, cellular component: nucleus. The record is from RefSeq and is a predicted model, not a curated record. The coding region runs from base 1 to 819 and encodes 272 amino acids.